Messenger RNA from Thamnophis elegans (Western terrestrial garter snake), 1128 nucleotides. RefSeq names its product cytokine receptor like factor 2 (gene CRLF2). Gene Ontology annotation, molecular function: protein binding; cytokine receptor activity. Gene Ontology annotation, cellular component: external side of plasma membrane. NCBI's taxonomy places the organism in Eukaryota, Metazoa, Chordata, Lepidosauria, Squamata, Natricidae. Gene Ontology annotation, biological process: cytokine-mediated signaling pathway. The coding region runs from base 1 to 1128 and encodes 375 amino acids. The record is from RefSeq and is a predicted model, not a curated record. The transcript has 8 exons.
AUGAAGAUCUUGUGGGAUCCUAUAGAAAGUUUUAUUGGCGGAAACUUUAUGGUAUUUUAUAGAUUUGACAAACAGAAUUGGAAGCAGUGUGCCCAGUAUGUCCAUGAUCGUGGAUACAAAACUGGUUGUAUUUUUAAAAUUGAAGGACGUGAAUUUGAUAUUUCUAUCAGAGAUACAAAUGGGACAAAGGAAUUUUACCAGGAUUUUAAACAGGAGAGCAUGAAAUUCUUGAAGCCCAAAUCUCCUCAAAAUGUAACUUUCCUCUGGAAACAUGACAAAGUGAUCAUAGAAUAUAAGCCACCUUUUCUUCCAAAUUGUUUUAAAUUGGAAUUUCAGUACAAGAGUGAACUUGAUGAAGAUUGGUUUAGGAAAAAUGAAAGCUGCAAGUUUGAAAUACAAGGUUUGGAUCCAGAGAAGUGCUAUUCCUUCCAGUUUAGAGCAAGAUUCUCCUGCAGUAGUUCUCCUUACUCAAGUGAAUGGGGACCAAACAUUCAUUGGAAAAAUGGCAGUUCUAUAGAUUCCUGUGAAGCUGAUGACUUCAAUCCAGAUUUAAAUAUUAUUCUCCAAUCAAGUUUGGUGAUGGCUGGCCUCCUAAUCAUGACGGCCAUUCUGCUUUAUAUCUGCAGACUGAAGAAAAUUAGAAAAACUUUAAUGCCAGAUAUACCAGAUCCUAAAAAUGUAUAUUCUGAUUUAUUCAGGAAUCAUAAUGGAAACUUCCAGGAGUGGGUUAAUAAAACUGAGAAUGUGCUGCCUGAAACACAGUUAGAAUGUAUAGAAAAAGAAUGUAUAAUUGAAGAGGAAAAAGAGGAAGAACUCCAACAAGCUAAAAUGGAAGCCAAAGCGGGGCCACCAGAACGUACGAGAGACCAGGUGCAAUGUCUUGAAAAGGCCAAAAUGUCCCGCUUCUGGAGUGUCAUGACACUGGGAGAGAACCAGUCCACAGAGGGGCCCUGCGGGCACAUAGAACCAGUCCCGAUACCUCAAAAGGUCCUCAUCAAAGGUCCAUGGGGAAGCCGGGCCUACUUCCGCCUUUCAUUGCUCCACCUACUCGUCUCCCCACUGCUCAUUCCGUAUCAGAGACCGUACGUCCACGGGUUCAUGAACUGCAGCAAAGGAUUUGACGGGUAG